AUGAAGGAAAGAUGUUCUGAUAUGAUAUUAAAUUUACUUUGGGGUUGCUGAAGAUCACACUGAUGUUCAAGAAUAUACAGAGUUAAGUUUUAGCGGCUUGAAUGUUGGGGGAGGGAAUGGAAGAAGGAUGGGUUGUUCGUCUGCUUAGCAAGUGCAGAAACCUGAAAUCCACGAAGCAAAUCCACUGUCACAUCGUGAAAACCGGUCUUCACGCAGACCCCUUUGUGUUUGGCAAACUCCUCCUUCACUGUGCCGUUUCCAUCUCCGAUGCUCUCCAUUACUCUCUCAGGCUCUUCCACCACUUCCCCAAUCCUGACACCUUCAUGCACAAUACCCUCAUUCGCGGACUCUCUUUCUCCCAAACCCCUCUCCUUUCCCUCCACCCAUUCAUCCAACUGCGUCGCCAACCCACCCUCUCCCCCGACAGCUUCUCUUUCGCCUUCGUCCUCAAAGGGGUCGCCGACUCUCGCCAACUUAGGCCCGGCAUUCAGCUGCAUUCUCAAGCUUUUCACCACGGCUUUGACACCCAUAUCUUCGUUGGGACAACGUUGAUCAGCAUGUACGCUGAAUGCGGGGACUCCCUCUCCGCGCGACGAGUGUUCGAUGAAAUGUAUGAACCAAACGUCGUCGCAUGGAACGCUGCUAUCACUGCGGCUUUCAGGUGUGGUGACGUGGAAGGCGCAGGGGACGUGUUUGGGCGAAUGCCUGUUCGGAAUUUGACCUCGUGGAAUGCCAUGCUUGCUGGUUAUGCCAAGGCAGGUGAGCUUGGGUUGGCGAGGAGAGUUUUUUGUGAUAUGCCUCUUAGAGAUGAGGUUUCUUGGAGCACUAUGAUUAUUGGGUUUUCUCAUAAUGGUUGUUUUGACGAGGCUUUUGGGUUUUUCAGGGAGUUGCUGGGCGAGGGAAUUGGGACAAAUGAAGUGAGCCUCACUGGGGUGCUGUCUGCUUGUGCACAGGCUGGGGCGUUUGAGUUUGGUAAGAUUUUACAUGGGUUUCUGGAGAAAGCUGGGUUUCUUUAUGUUGGUUCUGUGAAUAAUGCUCUCAUAGAUACCUACUCCAAGUGUGGGAAUGUAGCUAUGGCUAGGUUGGUUUUUCAGAAUAUGCCAGUGGCAAGGAGCAUUGUUUCUUGGACAUCGAUAAUAGCAGGGCUUGCUAUGCAUGGUUAUGGAGAAGAGGCAAUACAGCUUUUCCAUGAGAUGGAAGAGACUGGAGUUAGGCCAGAUGGUAUUACUUUUAUAUCACUACUAUAUGCUUGUAGCCAUAGUGGCUUGGUUGAGGAAGGGUAUGGUUUUUUUUCUAAGAUGAAGAAUGUGUACGGUAUUGAACCUGCCAUUGAGCAUUAUGGUUGCAUGGUUGAUCUGUACGGUCGAGCUGCUAGGUUGCAUAAGGCCUAUGAAUUUAUAUGUGAAAUGCCAGUUUCUCCUAAUGCUAUCAUUUGGAGGACACUCCUUGGGGCUUGUAGCAUUCAUGGUAAUAUUGAAUUGGCAGAGCUUGUGAAAGCAAGGCUGGCUGAAAUGGACCCAGACAACUCUGGUGACCAUGUACUACUCUCAAAUGUUUAUGCCGUUGCAGGGAAAUGGAAGGAUGUUGCCAGCAUCAGAAGAACCAUGACUGAGCAUAGCAUGAAAAAAGCUCCUGGUUGGAGCAUGAUAGAAAUUGACAAGGUCAUCUAUUGUUUUGUGGCAGGUGAAAAACCUAAUGAGGUCACAAAAGAGGCUCAUGAAAAACUGAGGGAAAUAAUGUUGAGACUCAGAGUAGAAGCAGGUUAUGCGCCACAGCUAAGGAUUGUUCUGCAUGACAUUGAAGAGGAAGAAAAAGAAGAUUCAGUUUCUAAGCACAGUGAGAAGCUUGCUGCAGCUUUUGGAAUAGCAAAACUUCCCAAAGGAAGGAUUUUAAGAAUUGUGAAGAAUCUUAGGGUUUGUGGGGACUGCCAUACCGUGAUGAAGCUGAUUUCUAAAAUUUAUGGAGUAGAAAUCGUAGUGAGAGAUAGAAGCCGCUUCCACUCGUUCAAAGAUGGAUUCUGUUCUUGCAGAGAUUACUGGUGACAGGUGAUUGAUCAAGUAGCUUAUCUUGACUGGCUUUGUUUAUGAGGAAAAUACACAAUUUCUUGAUUUUCUCCAAAUUGGCUGAUCUAGAUAGCUCAAUGCUGAUGACAUGACAGCAAUUUGGCGUACAUGAUGUGUGAGGCAUGUUGGUCUAAUAUAAUGGCUACUAGAGAAGCAUCUAGCUAUUCUGUCUAGUGGUUUUUCCUCCCUUACUGGAGAAGUAUGGUGAAAUGGUUAAUGCCCAUUAAAUGAGAAGAAAGCCAAUAACUACUGUUUUUUCUACCAUCAUUCCUCUAGAGUACAAGACACCUGUUGGAAGACAAAAAGAGACAAGUGAAAAGGAUGAAUCAACAAAAGCCAUACAAACUAGUGAGGAGCAGCGCUUAAUUGAGUUAUUCAGAAUACAACGAUUACGGUAACAACAAAACCCUCACGGAGACAAAUAAACAUGGAAUGUUUCAAUCCGUUGAUGAACAAGCUGCUUAGGGCCUCCCAAAUAGCAUGCCACUUGGAUUUUCCGGAAACAUCAAUUCUUUAUUAUGAUAAUGAUAGCCAUACACUUGCUCCUUGUUCCCGUGCACCUACCUCAAACCAAAAUUUGACGGGAACAUCAAAUGGUCUCUCCAACAGGUCAUGGGAAUUGGAGUUCAGUGGCAAUGAUUGUGGAUAGAAUAUAACAGAGAACAUUGCCAGGUCCAUUAUCAAUGACAAUUCUUUGCUGAAGUAGCUAGGCAGUUGUUGUAGUAGCAGAACUUGGUCUCUUGGUGACUAUGGCGGAUCGAACGGUCUCUUGUUGGGAGAGACUAGUUGUAGCUUUGGUAGUAACAUUUUAAAUGGAAAGAUGUUGGCUCAGUUCAUUGCAUCGGCUUUGUGAAUAUAGUCCCAUGGCACCCUUAAUGCAUCAAAUGCAAGAAGACGAGAUAAUAAGAGUGUUCCUCUCCAUAUGAAUUUGGUAAAAUUCUUUUUAAUGGCUGGUGAUUAUGCUUAAUAUCUUUUUUUUUCCCUUUGGUUGGCGCUUAUGGUUGUAUUGACAUAAUCGAAUCAUCCAUUACCGACAAAGUUUGACACAGUUGGUAAAUAGUUAGGUUUUUAAGAAUGCUGAUUGGGUUUAAUUAGUCCUCUGUAUGAAAAAUCUUUUGUUGCAAGAAGAAAAAACCUGUUUUGACUAUCUUUAUACUAUAUGGUUAUUAGCUGUAAGUGUUCGUUGAUGGAAGCAAAAAUAAAGCCAUCGACUAAUUAAUAUUUUGUUUUUGUUCUUUAAAAGAAAUUGUGGAUAAGAAAGGGCCCA
Molecule: messenger RNA, 3330 nt
Organism: Vigna umbellata (rice bean)
Lineage: Eukaryota; Viridiplantae; Streptophyta; Magnoliopsida; Fabales; Fabaceae
Product: Tetratricopeptide repeat (TPR)-like superfamily protein
Biological process (GO): RNA modification
Molecular function (GO): protein binding; RNA binding; zinc ion binding
Source: RefSeq, a predicted model, not a curated record